Maniola jurtina (meadow brown) is the source of this 2166-nucleotide messenger RNA. Its product is annotated as angiotensin-converting enzyme-like. Gene Ontology annotation, biological process: proteolysis. Bases 159 to 2093 code for a protein of 644 amino acids. The transcript is spliced from 12 exons. The record is from RefSeq and is a predicted model, not a curated record. Gene Ontology annotation, molecular function: peptidyl-dipeptidase activity; metallopeptidase activity. Gene Ontology annotation, cellular component: plasma membrane. NCBI's taxonomy places the organism in Eukaryota, Metazoa, Arthropoda, Insecta, Lepidoptera, Nymphalidae.
GGUAGCAAGGCUGCGUUCGCGCUCAGUCAUCGGCCGGUCGAAGUCGGCGACGACUGGCCGUUCCAUUUUCGAAAGUUCGAAACAGACGCAAUACGAUUUUGACAAUUCCAUUUUUAAAAUUGUCAUUCAAUUUUUUUUUGCGAGAUUCUUUAUAGACGAUGUUGAAGAUCGGCGGCGGCGCGGUGCUGCUCGCGGCCAUCGUCGCCGUGUUCGUGGUCGCCACGCAGGGUCGCGACCCCGACCUCGAGGUGCUGGAGCAGGAGGGGCGCGAGUACAUCAUGCACUUGGACAAGAUGGCCGGCGUGCGGAAGAACAAGGCCAGCCUGGCCGAGUGGGCGUACACCUCCAACAUCACCAAGGAGAACGAGGAACGACGGAUACAAGUCCAACUAGAACUCUCAAAGCAAGAGAAACAAGCAUGGAGCGAAACGAAAAUGUACAGGUGGCAAGAUUUCCAAGACUUCACCCUGAGGCGGAUGUUCAAGAAGUACAGUCAGCUGGGUGUGGCGGCGUUGCCUGAUGACAAAUACAAGCUGCUCAUGCAGUGCGUUUCAGGGAUGGAGUCGAAUUAUGCCACUUCGAAGAUCUGCGACUUUAAGAACAACACCAAAUGUGAUCUGUCUUUGGAACCUGAGAUAACGGAGAUCUUCUCGAAGAGUCAAGACCCUGAAGAGCUAAAGCACGCGUGGGUGGAGUGGCACCGUGCGGCCGGCGCGAGCGUGAGGCAGAACUUCACACAGUACGUGCAGCUGGACAACGAGGCGGCUAAACUUAACGGUUUCAAGGACGUAGCUGACUGGUGGCUGUCAGAAUACGAGGUGCCAGACUUCGAGCAACAGUUAGCAAAGCUCUGGGAGGAUGUGAAGCCUCUGUACCAGCAACUACACGCAUAUGUCAGGAAACGGUUGAGGGACAAGUAUGGAGAGCAUAUCGUGUCGGCUAAGGGACCAAUUCCGGCGCAUUUGUUAGGUAACAUGUGGGCACAAACGUGGAACAACAUUGAAUCCUUCACCCGCCCCUACCCUGACAAGAAAGAGAUAGACAUAACGAAGACAAUGAGAGACCAGAACUUUACGGCUUUGAAGAUGUUCCAAAUGUCUGAUGAAUUCUUCAGGUCGUUGAAUCUGACCGCCAUGCCGGAGAAGUUCUGGCAGAAUUCCAUUAUUGAGAAACCGACGGAUCGGGAGAUUGUGUGCCACGCGUCAGCUUGGGACUUUUAUGAUGGCGAAGACUUUAGGAUCAAAAUGUGUACGACAGUGGAUAUGGAGCAUUUGAGGGUAGUCCAUCAUGAGAUGGGGCACGUCCAGUAUUAUUUGCAGUACAGGGAUAAACCUGUGGUAUUCCGUGCUGGAGCCAAUCCAGGUUUUCAUGAAGCUGUUGGGGAUACCAUAGCUUUGUCGGUGUCAUCUCCUAAACAUUUACGCCGAGUUGGUUUAGUUAGCGGAGACGCUGAAGAUGAACAGACUGAAAUCAAUCAGCUUUAUAAAAUGGGUAUAGAUAAAAUCGUGUUCCUGCCAUUCGCAUAUGUGUUGGAUUUAUUCCGAUAUGGCGUGUUUAGAGGAACAACUACCCCAGAUGACUACAACUGCCACUACUGGCGGCUGAGGGAUGAGCUGCAAGGUGUGGAGCCGCCAGUCAACAGGACGGAGGAGGACUUCGACGCCGCUGCCAAGUAUCACGUGUCUGCUGAUGUGGAAUACGCGAGGUACUACGUGUCAUUCAUAAUCCAGUUCCAAUUCCAUCGAGCUCUCUGCCAACUGGCUGGAGAGUACGUGCCAGAAGAUCUCACUAAGAAACUGGUUGAUUGUGAUAUUUAUCAGAGCUUUAACGCUGGAAAUGCAUUAUCAAAUAUGUUAAAAAUGGGCUCGUCGAAGCCGUGGCCGGACGCGAUGGAGGCACUCACGGGGCAGCGCGCGAUGAAAGCGGACGGGCUACUGGAGUACUUCCGGCCGCUGCGCGAGUGGCUGCAAGCGGAGAACCAGCGCACCGGGGAGCACAUUGGCUGGGAGCCUAGCAAAAUGCAAUACUGCACGCAAGAGCAGCUGGCCGCUCUGGACGCGAAGGCGAAGCCGGAGCCCGUGCAGGAGUCGUGACCGUACUUACUACUACAUAGGAUAAUUUGACGUCUAGGAGCAGUAUUCGUAAUAAAUGUUUUGUAAUAUAAUG